UCCCUGCAUGCACGCGCAGAUAUUGUGUUGCGUAUCCAGGUAACGGUUUUUUGUUGGUAUUUAAUGAGUUAACGAGAAGUUUAAUCCUCGCGAUGACGUCACCUCCAACCAAUUGCUCAUCAGUGCGACCCCAAACGAGUCAGUGUGAGGAAAUAACAAAAAAAUCUAUCUGCAAUGCAUCUGAGUGGAAAAGUGAACAGAAAAGUGAAAUGAGGAGGAACAGAGAGUGUGUUUUUAGACCGCCUGUCCGAAGUCACCCUUCCUCCUGUGACCUCAUGUUCAGUCCGCAACCCGAUGGCACAUCGAAGCUCCGUCUCGCUCAUCAGCAGUCUUCCGGGCCUGCCUGACUCUGUACCUCUGCUCAUCCAAGGCAAGGCGUAGUGAGGAACCUGGGAUCAGAGAACUGCGUCUCUGUGUGACUGACCUGCGUCUCUGAGAUCUGCGCUGGACCUCUACCACUUUCUCACAUCACAUCACACAGCAGCGUCCGAGCGAUGAGCUCUCCGUGAAAACCGCAUUUUGUUACAUCUCUCACCCGGAGGCAGUAUGAAUGAGGACUCAGGAUGCGGGAUGAAGAGCGGACAGUAGCUCGGGGCUCGCGCCAUGGAAGGAGACGUCGCAGUCGCGGUCCACACAGAGAGCUCGAAUGGUUUUGCACAGGAAUGGAAGCAGACGGAAGAUCUGACCAGUGGACACUCCACACACACACUGAUGUGUAACGGCAUCAAGGAGAACGGCGGCAUCAACGGCAGCUCGUAUCUCAAAUCUGUCCCGAUUUCAGUGCUAAAGCAGAAUGGCCUCCUACAGUCACUGGCUACAGGUGGAGAUCAAACAGAAGCGGAUGAGGUGGACUCGGAGCUGGAGCGUGCGCAGCAGGAAUGGGACGCCCUCGAGAGCAUCCAACCAGUUCCUGUAGAAGAUCUCACUCCAUCGGCUCUGAUUUCUUUCAACGAGGCACUGCAACACUUUCAGACCACAGACCUCACCGAGCUGCUGAGGAACAUACAGCCGACCGUUCGCCGGACGGGACUGGCCGUCGUCACACACUUCCUGUUUGGGCCACCACGCCUACACAAAGAGCUGAUGGAGGAGAGAGACCUGGUGUUCGCCAUCGCUCAGUGCUCUCUGGAUAACACACAGCCGGUGCACAUGCGUGUGCUGCAGACAAUCUACCGCAAACUGACCUGUACAAAGGCGGAUUGCCCUCGAUACGGGCCACACUGGGAGAACAUCGGCUUCCAGGGUACAGAUCCGGCUACAGAUCUGAGAGGAACCGGAUUUCUUGGUCUGAUGCACACACUUUAUCUGGUCAUGGAUCCAGAGACGCUUCCACUCGCUAGAGACAUCUACAAACUCUCUCAGCAUCCAGUACAGAAUUUUCCAUUCAGCGUGAUGUCCAUCAACAUGACCCGCAUCGUCCUGCACGCGCUCAGGGAGGAGGUUCUGACCAAGGAGUGUAACCGGCGGCAGCAGGUGGUCGGGGUGCUGAAUGAGUUCUACGUGGCGACGUUUCUGCACCUUUAUGAGGUGUGGACGGGUCAGAGGAAGACCAUCUCCGACUCGGGAUACGUCCUCAAAGAUGUUGAGCUCUACGCUAAAAAGAACCCAAAGCAGCUCCUCAAACACCUGCACUGUUACCUGCAGGACAGACGCAGCAGGACUGGUCACCGCACCUCACCUGACCCGCUGUCACAUGGCAACCGUUCCCUUGGCGACGGGGUAUCUCUCACACACAGCCACAGAGGGAAGGAGGGAAAGAUGAACUUCACCGGAGUGUGUGAACUUCCCCCUGAGAUGGAGGGAGAGGCCAGGCUCAUCUGAGUGAGAGAUAAAGAGACUGUGAGAGAGAGAGAGAGAGAGAGAGAGAGAGAGAGAUGGGGUAAGGGAAAGAAAGCGAGACAGUGAGAGUGAAAGACAAGGAGGCUAAACUGCUUCAGUAAACUCAGGAGAGAAGAGAGACAGACAGACAUGAUAGGUGGAGAGAGUGAGAGACUGAAACAGAUGGUGAAAGAGUGAGAGAGAUAGAGCAAUUCAUAUAUGGAUGUAGACAGAGAGAGAGAGAGAGAGAGAGAGAGAGAGAGAGAGAGAGAGAGAGACCAGAACAGAAAAUUAGAGUGAGAGAGACGGCAGCAAAAGACAGAUUAAGAAAGACACUGAAAGGAGAGAGAGAGAGAGAGAGAGAGAGAGAGAGAGAGAAAGAUAGAACGAGUGAGACAGACAGAGAGAGACAGUUCCUGCACUCGAUCAUAUCUAAAAGCAGCGUGUAAUUAAACUAAACUCAGAGACAGAAUGUGAGCGACUGAAGUGCUGCACCAGACUGUAUAGAAUGUACAAUUUGCACAAUCCUUAUCUUUUUCACAAAAUAUUUUCCCUCACACACACACACACACACACACACACACGCAUACACACACCCAUACACACACACACACAUACACUCAGUGGCUGUAGUGUUAUUAAGUGUGUAUGAUCACGUGUGAUUAGAGACACAGCCCCAGCUCCUGAGUCGUCUGUACGUAGGCCGACUGAAAGACAUGUGGCGUAACAGAUAAACAGGAAGCCGUGUCACAGGCCACGCCCACACGGCUGAACACGCCAGAACACCAGGCUCGCAGACAGGAAGUGCUGAAGUCUCUGAUGAUGAUCUCCACACACACACGAGCUGCAGGCGUUUCACUCGCGCCGUUCGUUCCGUAGCCGAAACUUUCCGUAGCUCCGCCCCCUGUGCGUGUUGUUAGCAUGGCAGGUAGCAUUAGCGAUGUAGCAUCUGAAAUGUUGAUUUUUCUCAGUGUUCUGUUUUAAAACCACGUUAAACAGCUUCCUCUCGGACGCUCCUGCACCCCGCUCCUGUUCCCACGCAUCACUUAUCCGAUUUAUUGUGAUAUUUAACGCACAACACGUGGAUAUGGUGGACGUGUAGAGGAAUAACGUGACGUUCCGUAUCAUUUACAACACUAUUUUUGCACCUUCACUCUUAAAUCUUCAUUUCUUUCCCCUCUCAGGGUUUACCAUGUGAUCAUGAUGCUGAAUAUUGCAGUGUAUCAUAUAACUGUCUGACUAAUGCCACUUAAAGCAUGACCGUGUGCGUGUGUGUGUGUGCGUGUGUGUGUGUGCGUGUGUGUGUGUGUCUGUGUGUGUGUGUCUGUGUGUGUGUGUGUGUGCGUGUGUGUGUGUGCGUGCUUUAUAGACAAAGAGAGAUGAAGUGUAAAUGAUUGACAGCUCAGUGAUUUGUCAGAUCUGCCGUAACACUUUAUUUGAAUUCGCUCUUCAUAACGACUUUAUAACACGUUUAUAAACGGUGAAUAACCUUCCAGAAGCCUUUCCGAGCGUUCAGAGAUCCACCAGCGCUAAAUCACCGCGGGAUGGUCUUUAAUUCUGUGUUAAUAAACACUAAGAUGAAGUUUUAUUUAAAAGAUGAUGUUGAUGUUUAAUAAACAGUUUAUUAAGUAAAUGAGAAUCUGGACUGGAUCUCGUGCAGGAUCAGGAACCAGAUCUUUAUUUCCUCUGCUGCUGAGCAUGAACACCACCAGGGUCUAAUCCGUGUUGUUUUUCUUGUUUGUUUAUUUAUUUAUUUAUGUAUUUUGGGGGGAGGGACAUGAUAAGAUUUUCUCUCUACGCCUCAAUCCGAUCAAACCCUGCCUGAGUUCCAUCUCGUCUGAUAAAUUAUCAUUAUUUUUCACUAAACUCUACAUUUUCUUAACAUACGUUCUUUAUAAAGAAGAAGCAGCUUCCUCAUGUUAUUAACAGAUUUCUUGAAUGCUACAGAAGGACGACGUAGCUGAUGUUAUUAACGAGUCAUUACAGUUUAUGAAGCUUAGUUCAUUUUAUGAACUGGAAGUGAAAUCAGAUUGUAAUGAAACAGAUUUUGGUUACAAUUCAAUCACAGUCAAGUCAAAAUGCUUAAACAUAAAAUUUUACAGCUUUGAAAGACAUACAGGCUUCAUAAGCAUGCUUAUAAGCACUUUAUAACACAUAAACAGCAAAUAAACAGUAUGGCAGGAAGAUCUGAGAGUCCCGAGUUGCUGCACUGUUAUUCAGAGCUUCUGCAUGUGUUAUAAAGGGGUAAUAUAGCUUUUGAUAUGAGUGCUUUAUAAGCAUUCUUAUGAGAGGUUUAUAAGCACCAUUUCCAUAUGAGGGGUUUAUAAGCACUGCUAUUAUGAGAGCUAACAGGUUAUGACAGGUUUUUAAGCAGUGUUUAUGACAGGUUUAUAAGCACCGUGUUUAUGAGAGGUUUAUAAGCACUGGGUUUAUAUGAGCAGUUUAUGAGCACCGUGUUUAUAAGAGGUUUAUAAGCACUGUGAUUAUGAGAGAUUUAUAAGCACCGUGUUGCUGGUGAUGUCUGCCGCCCUGCAGCUCAGUGCUUGUGAAUGUGUUAUAAAGUGUUUCUGCAGCUCGGUGUGAGGGCAGUGUUACUGUGAUCAUUUAUUCUGAAACUGACGCUGAAGAUCAAAGACUUUUAAUAACAAGAAAAAACAUAAUGAAAAAAUCCAAUCAGCUUUUAUUCAGUUUCAUUUUCUUUUAAAAACUCUCUCUCUCUCUCUCUCUCUCUCUCUCUCUCUCUCUCUUUCUCUGUGUCUCUUUGGCUCUCUCUCUCGCUCUCUUUGUAUCUCUCUCUCCCUCUUUUGUAUCUCUCUCUCUCUCUUUCUCUCUCUCUCUUUCUGGUGUCUCUGCAGUCAGCAGUUUGUUGUAUAUCAGCUUUUUUUCUCUCUCUAAAUCCCUGGCACUGACCACGUCACACCACUGACCUUCAACACCCCGAGUCCAGGACUGAAAGUCUACAACAUUCCUCAUUCAUUUCUGCAUCCAUUCCACACACACGCACACACACACACACACACACACGCACACACACAUUAGACAGACGGUUUAUUUGAAUGUGUGUGAUUGUAGAAGCUCUAUUUUAUACAGAGAGUCAGUGUGAUGAUCUGCGACUGUACAGUGACGUGUUGCACAGAAUAAUAAACACUCGCAAAAUCAAAACAAA
Hemibagrus wyckioides is the source of this 4984-nucleotide messenger RNA. It is a transcript of the gene elmod3, whose product is annotated as ELMO/CED-12 domain containing 3. Lineage: Eukaryota; Metazoa; Chordata; Actinopteri; Siluriformes; Bagridae. The transcript has 13 exons. Bases 604 to 1821 code for a protein of 405 amino acids. The record is from RefSeq and is a predicted model, not a curated record.